Messenger RNA from Symbiodinium sp. CCMP2456, 7475 nucleotides. The record is from the annotation of a GenBank genome assembly. Lineage: Eukaryota; Dinophyceae; Suessiales; Symbiodiniaceae.
AUGCUAGGACGAGCUCUGGGAGAGUUCCUCCUUUUUAUCUGCCUACAAGACGUGGCCGUCGAGGCGGCCAAAGGAGCCUUCUUGGCACAGGCGUGCCAGACGGUGCAGAACAGCAGCGAGAACACUUUUGAGGAGAUUUACAACGGGACAGCCGGAAAGCUUGGUGGAGGUGAGGAAGGCCAUCACAGCUUUGCGGCACCAUCACUCAGCCUCGGUACUGCCUGGAAGGGCGCUGCGGAGGCUACAGACUCAGGAUUCAGCCAUGGCACAGAAACAGCCAUGGCAGUGCAGCUGUGGCCAGCGAGUGAAGGCUUCAGCAGCGUUCUGUGGACAGUGUGGCAGCUCUUGGGAGAGCGCCACACAGAGCAAUACCCGGACUUAUGUUCAGGAGACAGAAGCUCCCCCGUGGCAGCAGGGAUGGUGGGGACACCAACCGAGCUCUCCGCGACGGAGAACGGAUUCCGCGCCAGAUUGCCAAGACGCUGGCAGCAGCCAUCACCCCGACGCCGUGGAAAGGGCAAGCAGAAGGAUGCCAAAGGGGGCAAGGGCAAGUAUGCCGGGUCGGAAGCGGCCACAAUGAAGACGCCAGCGCCGCCCACUUUGGACACGCUGCCGACGAUGCCCGCUCCACCCUCGAUACAGCAGCCACGGAAGCAGGGGACAGAGACAGCCCAGACACCGGAGAAGGCGCACCUGGACGCUCUGCUGGGGGUCCUGUCAGCUUCGUCGACGACGCUUCCGCCGGAGGCACAACAGAUGAUAGCUGCCCUGCAAGAAUCGAACUCGCAGUCCACUACAAAAGCUAUGCACAAGGCGGUGGCAGAGCAGGCGAAGGCGAGGCAAACGCUCGCCAAAGUACAAGCCCAACGGGCUUCCUACCUGCAGGCAUGGCACACCUACACCGGACAGCUGGCGACGCUCCUGGAGCAACAAUUGCAGGAACAGUCGCAGGUCUUGGAAGGGUUGGACAAGUCAGAAGUUUUGUGGACACAGGCCGACCAACAGGCGACGCAACUACUGGCCAGAUUGGCCGGAGCGGACAAAGAGCCACCCGACUCGGAACGCGAGAUGGAGGACAACGAGGACAUGGUGGUCACGGCGGUCGAGCUCGAAUCCAAGCUGCAAAAAGCGACGGAGGAGAGCCAACAGUCGGCGAAGCAGAUGAUCGGGGCUUUGGCCGACAUGCAGAAUCGCAUGCAGGAGCACAUGGCCAAAAACGGAAGGGACGGAUCCAGGACACCGCGGAGAAAGUCGGAAGGCGAGGCCACAGAGGCCGCCGAGGACUCCACGAAGAAUGCCGCGAAGAGCGCUGGCGCCAAGGGCGAGGUGUCCACGGAGGACAUCUUCGGAUGCGAGGUCCAUACCACGUGGCAAGACCCACGGGAGGAAGUUGGGGGCUUGACCGCCCCAACCUACUACGACAUCGAGCUCCACCAGGCAAAGGUGAUCAGCGGGUUGUGUUGUGCUGACUACGUGGACUAUCGACAGACACCGGAACCACCCGCGAAUCGAACUUUCCUUGGUCCCGUGGCGCGCAUGUGGGAUAACGACACGGUCGACAAAGAUGCAGUUCUUUUCCGGCUGCCCAAUGGUGGAUGUCGAUGCUCCAUGUUAGACGGCGACCAGCAAGCCCUAGAUGAGCCAGGUCACGAGGAGUCAUGUGAGGUGACACAACCCUUUGCUCGUGCAACUGCCUACCAGUGGGCGACACAGUGCCCCGCGAGCAGCUCAUCCAGCAAAGCGGCACCACUCAAGCCAACACUCAUCACGCAAAUGAUGGCUCAGCAGGCGCAUUUGGUGCCGGCAGAGCUCGAGGUCCGCCGUGACAAGGGACUGCCUGAAAUCGUAGAUGUGCUGCAAAUCGGCUCGCCGCGGGCACACGGGCGUAUCCCCUAUGACCUUUUUGAGCCAGAGCAGGGUCGGCGCACCAGGCAAGCACAGAUCACGUGGACAGUCGAAGAACUUGUCCAAGAUGCUGCGCAUGCCGUGGCCUACACGGUAAGGUGCAUACAAUUCCCCACGGUGCCUAUUCCAAGGACCUUCCGCCCAAAUCUGGUGAUGACCCCGGCGAGGGCAGGCCGGGAAAAGAUUGCCAUUCCUGUUGAUGCCAGAGAAUUCGGUGGUGGCAUCCCAACGGUGCUCAGUGGCCACGGCAUGGCCAUCGCCGAGGUUAUACAUCAGGUGAUAGACAAGACAGGGGUCAGGCUCCGUCACCUUACGGACAGACUUGCCAGACGACGCCUGGAGGUCACUGACUCGAGACAGAGGACAGUGGAUUUCAUAGUUGCACCUCUGGUUCAGUACGAAUGGUUGCUACUUAGUGAAGUGGGGGAUGAUAUGCCGAUGCAACGUGGAGCCUCUGAGGAUGGACAUGAUCCCUCGGAAGCCCCUCCCACGAGCUGGCCUGUGGCACGCCUCCCUCCAGCCAACCUCCUUUUCACACCGGAGCCCUCCGAAGCAUCCAUAGCCAAAGCCGGUGCAGUCCAAAUCUAUCCGGCUGUCUUCCGUGAAGGGGACGCAUUCACGUCGCCCACCAGCGACUUUAAGUGGGCCAGGGUAACUCGAGACACCCUGGGGUACUUCACAGUCUUUGAUGCUCAAAGACAUGUCAGCUUAGGUUGCGGCAGUACAGGCGCAGGCAGGGGCAUCAAGACCGGCGAGCACCUUCCCGGUCAAAACCUGUUUGAGGCGCUAGCUGAGGUCGAGGCCCUAUCCCCAGGACUCCUUGGGCCCAGUCACUCGCAUCCUCCCGAGAACCUUGAGGCGAUCCAGCACAUGCGCGUCUUCACCUUCCCCGCCAGCAUAAGAUUCAGCAGGCACGAUGGUCCGAGGUUCUUUGGCAGCUCAUGGCUCCACGAAGGCACAACAGCCAGCACAACGUGGAUGCAGGCAUUGUCUGUCCCCACAGCCGCUCCUGCCCUGAGACUUAUCCUCUUUCGAGGUGCUAACUCGGCUUCGGCUGACCUGAGCCCCCCCUACCAUCUGCUCGAUGAGAUCAUGGCACACCUCCUCGACCAAAUAAGUGGUGACCAUCCACUUGCCCAUGGCAGUGGAGUUGUUCUGAGUGGGUCCCUACCGCCACAGCUUGGGUACCUUCAGGAGGUUCCCCUUGUGAUCAUGGAACCUACCGCCGCCACUCCAUACCUAUGGGACGCCAGGCCAAUCGGAGGCGGACUUCAGUUGUUGCAUGCAGCUUCCGACGCGCCCUGCUCGGAGAUCCUCUCCACCUCGUGGAGAGACGUACAGUGGCGCCUGGCCAUCAAUGGUGUGCCCGAGGAGUACUGCAAUAGACCAAUUAGAGCCGGCGAUUUCCUUCAACCUUUUUUCGGGAGUCAGAUUCAAACUGCAGUCCCACAAGGACAUGUCCUGGACCUGUGCCCGAGCCUAGAGGCUUACACUUGGUAUGCCCCAGUCAGACCCAACGGAAUUCCCGUUGCUACGGUGAGGGAAAUUGCUGUCAGGCUGGGAGAAAACCUUAGAGCCAGACGGCAUGCCAUGGGAGCACACUAUCACAUGGCGGGCACAGCGAGUGUGCACGGAUCUUUCCAUGGGGUCGUCCGAUUGCAUUUUGCAAGGCCGCGUCCGCCGGGACAGAGCAGUGUCACACAGGCUCUUGCGGAGCUAGACUAUCCACAGGGAUGGCAAGAAGUUAGCCGGACAGCGGUGGCCGUUCCGGACACCGCGAUCUACGCUAGCAAACCGCGACGGGGCAACUCAAAUACUGUACUCUUGCCCGCGCCCAGACACCCGGAGCACUUUUUUGUGCUGCUCAUCUCACCGGAUAUGAGCGUGCUGCCAGACCUUCCAGCGGGCUCUGGCACCGAAUUAUACCCGCGCCGGGACCUCCGAACGGGGGACGUCCUCUACUUUCGUAGAGAGCGUAACAAUGACCCCGAGCCUGCUUCGAGUGCAGAUGGAACCGACGGCCACAGUCUUCUGCAGACCCGGGCCUCCAUCAAGAAAAAGAACAUCCUGCAUAGCGCCAUUGCUACCCCCUUUGGCCGGCGGGAUAUCCCUAUGCAGCUUCGCCCAAACCGUCAGAGCACCAUAAUCCAGCUUGCAUCCGAGAUACCUGUUGCCGCUGCAGAAGUGUGCCCAAGUGGCGACGCAAAGCAGCGACAUGUUCAGAUGCAGUGCGGGGUUAAUCUUGAUAUGUUUGAGGCAGCAUUUGAAGGGUUCGGUAUUGCAAUGUUUGAUAAGGAUUGGAGCGAUGUGCCGAGUCUCCAUCCCGAUGCCAAGCAUUUCCUUCAGACGUGCCCUAGAAUCUGCCGGGAUCAGCCUAUCGAGGCUAUGCAAAUGUAUGUUGACGGGUCGUUUUUCCCCUGCCAGGGACACGGGGCUAAGGCCGGAUGGUCAAUAUGUGCCCUUGGGCUGCAACAAGGAUCUUGGGGUUGGAUAGGCAUUCAUGUAGCCAAUGCGCCUUGCCAAGGCUCAUCUGCCACACUGUUCACGCCAGUCCGUUCAUGCUUCGAAGCGGAACUUGCGGCCACAUGCCAUGCCAUGGCAGUGGCUUGCGCUGUGCCCAUCCCGACGCUCAUAGCAUUCGACUCGACGUCAGCAGGCGACCUGGCACAGGGGUUCUGUACGGCAGCUGAGGACACCACCCUGUCCAGAGCCACCACGUCACUCAGUCAUCUGCUCGAUGCGGUCGGUCGCAGGCCGCGCUACCUUCACAUCUCUUCCCCUGAGGGACACCCCCUAAAUGAGGCAGCAGAUAGCGCAGCAAAGGCGGCGGCAAGGAUGCUCAUUGUUAGCCAAUUGCCUGGGUCAUUCGCCGAUGCAGCCCGGGAAGAUGUCCUAGAAUGGCUUUGGAUCGCUGCAGGCACCAAUGCCUCAGUGCCAGCUCUCAGCCCGCAAGGGGUCCUCCACGACACGACACAACCUGCUCAAGGACCCUGUCUGGGUGAGCUGCUCCACUUUGACCGCGUGCAAGAGGAAAUAGAACUGACGUUCACCGCAGUUUCCUAUAACUGUUGUUCCCUUGCGGCCAAGGCACAAAAGGAAUCCAUCCAGCAACAGCUCAAAAAAAGAAAGGUUUCCAUUGCAGGACUCCAGGAGACCCGAUGCCACGGUGAGGCUAGGCAGCACAAUGCCGACUUCCACAUACUCGCCAGUGAUGCGGACCAAGGUCAGCAAGGUUGCCAGAUUUGGUUUUCCAAGACACAGCCUGUAGGUUGGAUUAACGGACACCCACUCAGGUGGGAGUCUAACGGGUUUAGUGCCGUGUGUCGUUCACCGCGAAUCCUGCUUGUGCUGGCAAAGGUUGGAUGCUUCAAGGUAGCGGUAAUGUGUGCACAUGCCCCCACAGCAGCGGCUCCGGCACCAACCAGGGAAGCAUGGUGGAAGCAGUUUCAUAGGGUGUUCAAGAUGAUUCCGCACACCCAUCUCCCUAUAGUUUUGGUUGAUGCCAACGCCCGUCUGGCCGCCACAGUCAGCACCAACGGCAACGCCAGCAUGCUUAGAGAGUUUAUGGCGGAACAGGAGCUGGCGCACUCUGCCUGCGUAAACGCUGCCGGACAAGAGCUGUGCACAUGGGAGAGCCCGAACGGACAUAGAGUAUGCAUCGACUAUAUCCUCUGCCCACAGUCUGUAGCAACAGGCAUGCAAUCGUUGGGUGUACUUUCCAACUUCGUGGGACUGCUGGGCCAUGAUCACAGGCCUGUAGCGGUUGAAUUCCGACUUCGUCGGGAGGCAGCCCUGACGAAGCAGACACACAGGCUGGAUGUACAAUACCUACGCACCCCGUCAGGACAAAAGGAGUGGGCCGAACAUAUGCGCAAAGCCCCCACCAUUGCUUGGGAGGUUGAUGUCGAUACACACCUUGAUGUACUGCAGACAUACAUCAAGCAAGGCCUCUGUGCGAUUUGUCCGAAAGCCAAGGCGCAUGCCAGGCAGACGGUCACCUCAGAACAGACAUGGCAACUCAUAAAAUUUCGUCGUCAACUCAGAAGGGAACUCCAUGCCUGCCGACUUGCCUUCAAGACCGAGUGUCUACGAGAUUGCUUCCAGGCAUGGCGCACGCAGAACAGUCAAGAUACUGCCAAUGAGCACAUGCGAUGCCUGCAUCAGGCAUUCCUUGGGUUGCAGAUUCGAGCCGCUUCGAAGAGAGUCGUCCAGUCCGCUAAGCAGGAUGCGGCACAGGCGACCAGAGCCAUCUUUGCAGAGGCAAGACAGGCAGGGCCCGAGAGACUCCAUCGCCUCUUCCGCAGUGUCCUCAAAACAGGCCGUAAGUAUCGCCGACCCUCUCUGGCACCAGCCAUCGUCCAAUCCGACGGCACCAUUGCCGCGGAUUCCCAAGAACUCAUAGGCAGGCACUUUGCCGCGGCCGAGCGGGCUACCGAGAUACAGGCAGACAUGCUCAGAACUCGGCCAGCCCCUGUUGAGCAGACUGUCCUUAAGGUCACGAGGACCUUCAGUCUCUCUCAGGUUGCACAUGCCUUUGGGAAGCUUGCGACCAAGAAGGCAGCAGGAUACUCAGAGAUCCCCACGGAAGUCUUCCGCAGUGCGCCGAUACCCACCGCGGCAUGCCACACGCCACUCCUUCUAAAAAUGCAGAUGAGGUCUCAGGUCCCAGCGCUAUGGCGAGGUGGCAAGGCAGUCCCAAUUGAAAAACCAAGCAAAAACCUUGCACUCCCCACUGGCUGGCGAUCCAUCAUGCUCGUUGAGGCUGGUGCCAAGGGACUGGGCAGAGCCAUGAGGGCAGCGCUCCUUGAAGGUUUUGAGAAGGCCAGAGUGGAAGGACAAGGUGGCAGCAGGCCGCGAGCUCCCAUGCAAACCGCUAUGAGCCAAGUGCGUGGCUUUCUGAAAGACAUUCGUCAGAAGCAACGCUCAGGGGGCGUCUUGUUUGUAGAUGGCCAAGCAGCGUUUUACGCCACCAUUCGUCAAUAUUUGACAGGGCGCGAUGGCCAGGACCCUCUGGACCAGCUAGAACGAUUGAGCGAGGCUCUCUUCGAGGAGGAGGUGGACCGCGACAAGUUCAUCGCCACUGCUCUGGCCCCGGGCCUCCUUGAAAUACAUGGUGUACCGCUCGAGGUGCGUCGAGUGGUAGCAGCGAUGCUGGACUCAACGUGGUUCGGACUGGGCGACUCCUGUGACCGACUGUACCAGACACAAACCGGUACCCCCCCGGGAGCUCCGUUGGCGGACCUGACCUUCCAGUACGUGUUUGCCACGGUGCUGGACAAACUGUCUCAGCGCCUACAAGAGGCCGGCUGUAGAGCACUCAUUGGGCUGCGGUCCGAGAUAGUGGCGCCCGCGCCAAGUUGGAUGGACGAUGUCGCGGUGCCGUUCGCCACAGAGGCAGCAGACAAGGUGAUUCCUACGGCGGCCCGGGCCCUUCAAAUCAUCCAUGAUGAAAUGAGGGACAUUGGCAUAUCAGUCAACUGGGGGCCAGGAAAGUCGGAACUAUUGCCCUCCUUCCAGGGACGGGGUGCCAAGCAGGAGCAGAUCAAAUGGUGCGCCGAGCCCGAUUCCCG